GAGGGUAUGCCAGAGAGAGCUAGCGGUCCGACAGCCACAAAACCAGCGCCAAAGGCUAUCGAUUAAGGCGCAGCGGUCCAGCAGCAUGUCGACAAUGCCAUUGUGCCCCUCCCUGGAAGCAACAUGGAGGACCUGUACGAGCGGACGACGUGGCCGUCUAAGCUGGAAUCAGAGCUAAAAUCGGAGCCUGAAUCAGAGCCGGAUUCGUGGAGGCUCGGAGGCUCCAUCGUUGGCCUGCGAUGUUGGGGGGGGCCCGGAAUGGCCUAGGUCGGGAGGACGAUAUCGAGCUGGGUCAGGCCGGGCGUGAUGCUCCUUGCCCAGUGUGCGUCAGGCCCCCGGAGAGAGCGAGCCCGUCUGGCGUCUAUGGGCGGCCAGUAUGUCGGGUUAUUAUCGGACCAGGCACGGCUCGUAAGCUGUGUGUCGUUGGCGAGCUUCCAGACCUUGCGCGACACGCGGGCUCCAAAGCUGUAGUUGGGGUCGGCGCCAGCAGCCGGUGCCCGUGCCAGCGUGGCCGGCCCAUUGAACUUGGCGGCCCGGAGGAGCGGGAAGUGGGAGUGACAAUUCACGCCUCGGUCGUACAGGAUAGGGUUGAAGAAGAGAAGAGAUCGUCUCCAAGAUCAUCGAAUCCUACACCCGCGAGGCGGGGGUGCGCAACCUGGAGCGCGAAAUAUCGUCGGUCCUGCGCGGCAAGGCAGUCCAGUUUGCCGACGCCAAGGACGAGGGCCACCUGGAGAAAUAUACCCCUCGUCAAUCCCCCUUGAUCCCCUCGCCCACAUAAUUCAAAAGGCAAUCGGCGC
Messenger RNA from Parathielavia appendiculata, 797 nucleotides. RefSeq lists its product as uncharacterized. The record is from RefSeq and is a predicted model, not a curated record. The transcript has a single exon. Bases 240 to 761 code for a protein of 173 amino acids. NCBI's taxonomy places the organism in Eukaryota, Fungi, Ascomycota, Sordariomycetes, Sordariales, Chaetomiaceae.